GGAAUUAGUCGUGCCUCGAAACCGAGAAGCAGCGGAAGGAAGCCGCUGAAUCGAUACAUGUUAGAAACAGAAAGUGAGAGUGUCAGUACAUCGGCAAAGAAACUGAAACUUAGUGAACAUGAAUAUCAUACUAAUGUGGACGCAACUUUUGGUUAUCGUGUGAUCAAUUUUGUAACUGUUUUUGCAGCAAUUUCUGAAUUUGUAGUGUGCAAAGAGUGUAAAUCUCCCAUAAAGUUUCAAGAAGCAAGUAUCCGUGGAUUGGGUUUUAAAAUUGCAAUUCUUUAUGAACAAUGCAUACUGAAAUAUAUAAACUUGUGUCCUGUCAUAAACAAUCACGCAUAUGAUAUAAAUCGUCGUAUAGUUUUGGCUAUUCGAUUGCUCGGUGUUGGUGUAAAUGGCAUUAAAAAAUUCUGUGCAUUCAUGUGUUUACCAAAUCCAGUAUUCCAGUCAUUUUAUGACAAAAUAGUUUCGACUAUUUCUAUUGCUACCGCAGCCGUACGAGAAAAAUCAAUGAAGAACGCAGCUGCUAAAGAGAAAGAAUUGUCAGUACAGAAGGGACUCGCAGAAGGGAUAGUAGUUUCCGGCGACGGUACAUGGAAGAAGAGGGGAUUCUCGUCUUUGUUAGGCGUUACAUCAUUGAUAGGGUGGUGCACCGGAAAAGUCAUUGAUGUUAAUGUAAAGUCGAAAAUAUGUAAUCAAUGCAAUUAUUGGAAAAAAAAGAAGGAACGGCAGAAUAUGAAGAAUGGGCUGAGACACACAAAGAUAGCUGUGAAAAAAAUCACGAGGGAUCGGCAGGAAAAAUGGAGGUUGACGCAGUAAUUGAAAUGUUCCAACGAUCAGAAGAGCUCCACGGUUUGAAAUAUAGUCACUACGUAGGAGAUGGAGACAGUAAAACAUUUAAAGGUAUUUUAGACUCGAAUCCAUAUGAAAAUUUGGACGUCAAGAAAAAAGAAUGUAUCGACCACGUUCAAAAGAGGAUGGGAACGCGACUUCGGAAUUUGAAAAAAAAUGUACGAGGUCUUGGUGGCAAAGGCAAACUAACCGGAAAAUUAAUUGAUGAUCUAUCAUUAUAUUUUGGUCUGGCAAUACGUCGAAAUCAUAAUUCAAUUGUUAAUAUGAAGAAAGAAAUAUGGGCCACGCUUUAUCACAAGAUUUCCACGGACGACAACCCGCAGCACGAUAGAUGUCCAGAUGGCGAAAAUUCCUGGUGCUCGUGGAAAAAGGCUAUAUCUCGCAACAAACUCGUCAAUUAUCAACACAAAUCAGCAAUGAAAGACGAAGUUUUCAAUGCUGUUAAAUCCAUUUAUGAAGAACUCAGCCAGGAUAAACUAUUAACACGGUGCUUGGGUGGGUUUACGCAGAACAGCAACGAGUGUUUCAAUUCUGUUCUGUGGGCGCUCGCUCCUAAAACCAUGUCCAGUGGCAAAAAAAUCAUCGACAUUGCUGCUGAUAUUGCAAGAGCGGAGGUUUCGAUUACUGAAGCUGCUCGAGAGGCUAGAAGAAGUGGUGUUUCUGCUCACAAGCUUGCUAAUGAAGAAGAAAUAGAUGCUGAAGGUAUCCUGUAUGGCGCAGGUAUUGCAGAUUGACGGUUAGUUGAAAAUAUUUAUUAGUUUCAUGUAUGUAAAACUUUAAACGCGUUUUUCUCGAAACGAUAUUUUUUAAAUCUGCGUGUCAAAUUAGUCUUCCAUUUUUCAUCGGAUUGACUUGAAACUUUGCAUAAUUCUUCCCUAUGGUAUAAUCUAAGGAUGUACGUAGGAUUUUCUCUGUAGCGUUGUUAUUUUAUUUUUGGUGCACAGUUUUAUAAACUUU
Molecule: messenger RNA, 1809 nt
Organism: Odontomachus brunneus
Lineage: Eukaryota; Metazoa; Arthropoda; Insecta; Hymenoptera; Formicidae
Exons: 2
Coding region: 699-1586 (295 amino acids)
Source: RefSeq, a predicted model, not a curated record